Messenger RNA from Penicillium longicatenatum, 1485 nucleotides. Its product is annotated as glycoside hydrolase family 15 protein. Gene Ontology annotation, cellular component: fungal-type vacuole. Bases 1 to 1485 code for a protein of 494 amino acids. The transcript is spliced from 2 exons. Gene Ontology annotation, biological process: polysaccharide metabolic process. The record is from RefSeq and is a predicted model, not a curated record. Gene Ontology annotation, molecular function: glucan 1,4-alpha-glucosidase activity. NCBI's taxonomy places the organism in Eukaryota, Fungi, Ascomycota, Eurotiomycetes, Eurotiales, Aspergillaceae.
AUGUGGACUGCUAAUUUUUUGACAUUUGCCCUGCUAGCACCAGGAGCUCUCUCGUCAGCCCUCCACCCUGCGCGUCGUCAGUCUAGCCUGAGUGACUAUAUCAAAUCGGAAUCGUCUAUUGCCCUCCAGGGUGUGCUCGACAAUAUUGGUGCCGAUGGGUCUAAAGUUUCGGGCGCCUCGUCUGGUGUUGUGGUAGCAUCCCCAUCUAAAGUGAACCCUGAUUACUUUUACACCUGGACUCGGGAUGCAGCUCUGACCUUGAAGGUCCUGGUUGACAGGUUCAUUGCAGGAGAUAGCUCGUUGGAAUCUACUAUUCAACAGUAUAUCUCUGCACAGGCCAAGUUGCAGACUGUCUCCAACCCUUCGGGGGAUCUGUCUAAUGGCUCAGGACUUGGUGAGCCCAAGUUCAAUGUGGAUAUUACAGCAUUUACCGGUGACUGGGGCCGACCUCAGCGCGAUGGACCAGCGCUACGAGCGACCGCUCUGAUUGCAUAUGGAAAACAUCUGGUCUCGGCUGGACAAGAGUCCCUUGUUACGUCAAACAUUUGGCCCAUUGUGCAGAACGAUCUCAAUUACGUUGCGCAGUACUGGAAUCAAACUGGAUUUGAUCUCUGGGAGGAGGUCCAAGGUUCCUCUUUCUUCACCAUCGCUGCGCAGCAUCGGGCCUUGGUAGAAGGGAGUGCAUUUGCCCAGUCGCUGGGUCAGUCGUGCACUGGGUGUGAUUCCCAAGCUCCCCAGGUUCUGUGCUUCCUCCAGGACUUCUGGAACGGCUCCUCUGUCGUCUCCAACUUGGCAAACGACGGGCGCUCGGGCCUGGAUGCGAAUUCCCUGAUCAGCUCCAUCCAAACAUUUGACCCUGAAGCUGCAUGCGAUGACACGACCUUCCAGCCCUGUUCUGCACGCGCUUUAUCCAAUCACAAACUAGUCGUUGACUCCUUCAGAUCGAUUUAUACCGUCAACAGCGGCAAAUCUGCUGGUGAAGCGGUCGCUAUCGGACGAUACGCUGAGGAUACUUACCAGGGCGGAAAUCCUUGGUAUUUGGCCACAUUGGCUGCCGCUGAACAGCUGUAUGACGCUCUCUAUCAGUGGGAUAAGCAGGGAUCGAUAGCUGUUACUCAAGCCAGCCUCCCAUUCUUCCAGGCCCUCGUCUCUUCCGCCGCCACUGGGACUUACUCCAGCUCUUCAUCCACUUACUCGUCGCUCACCAGCGCGGUCAAAACCUAUGCGGACGGAUUUGUGUCUAUCGUGCAGCAAUACACGCCCAGCAAUGGAUCUCUGGCAGAGCAGUUUACCAGAGAUAGUGGUGUCCCGACCUCUGCUGGAGAUCUGACUUGGUCCUACGCUGCAUUUCUUACUGCCGAAGAUCGUCGGGCUGGUGCCGUACCCAGUUCCUGGGGCGCAUCUGGUGCGAACCAAGUCCCCUCACAGUGUUCAGGAAGCUCGGCGACAGGAAGUUACGCGACUCCUUCAGUUGGAGCAUGGUAG